Molecule: messenger RNA, 1251 nt
Organism: Penicilliopsis zonata CBS 506.65
Lineage: Eukaryota; Fungi; Ascomycota; Eurotiomycetes; Eurotiales; Aspergillaceae
Exons: 5
Coding region: 1-1251 (416 amino acids)
Cellular component (GO): cytoplasm
Molecular function (GO): flavin adenine dinucleotide binding; electron-transferring-flavoprotein dehydrogenase activity
Source: RefSeq, a predicted model, not a curated record
AUGCCUUCCAACGAAAACGCCCUUCCCAUCCAGCCCGUCCGGAUCCUGGUGAUUGGCGGUUGCUACGGCGGUCUGGCAGCGAUUCUCGCCCUGCUUGAUCUCUCGCGUGGACGCAUUGCGCGCUUCAAUUUCGACAAAGAGGCCCAGGCGCCGACGCAAAGCGUGCCCUUGGCCAUCACUUUGGUUGAUGAGCGUGAUGGAUAUUACCACCUUAUCGGUUCCCCCAAAGCGCUCGCCUCCGAGGAGUUCGCCGACAAGACAUGGACCCGGUUCCAGGACAUCCCCGCUCUCCAAGACUCCGACAUCACCAUCUUGCAAGGCAGCGUGACCUCGGUCGACUGUGAACGGAAAUCCGCCCAGAUCCUCGAGGCAAAGGCCGACACCCCACGCGAGCUGCCGUACGACUAUCUUGUUGCCGCGUCUGGCUUGCGGCGCGUGUUUCCGACCGUGCCCAAGUCGCUGCUGCGAGAUGAUUUCCUUGCCGAGGCUGGCGCGCACGCUGUGAGCAUUCGUAGUGCUCGUGAGGGGGUUGUUGUGGUGGGGGGAGGUGCCGUCGGCGUUGAGAUCGCCGCUGAGCUCAAGGAACUCAACCCCCAGCAAAAAGUCACCCUCGUUCACUCGCGCGACCGACUCCUCUCCUCGGAACCCCUGCCAGACGAACUGGCGGACCGGGUCGCGACCAUCUUGCGUGACGCCGACGUCGAUCUCGUCCUCGGCCAGCGAGUCGUCGAGACCGUUCCCGUCGAGAGUGAAGGGCGGACCUCCUUCCUGCUCACCCUCUCGGACGGCUCCAAGCUGCCUGCCGGCCAUGUCAUCAGCGCCAUCUCGCGUUCCGUGCCGACAACCACCUACCUGCCUCCACAAGCUUUGGAUGAGGAGGGCUACGUGAAGAUUGACGCUAGUCUGCAAUUCAACUCUGUCCCCAAUGCCACCUACCACUUCGCUGCCGGCGACCUUGUGUCUUGGACCGGAAUCAAACGCUGCGGCGCCGCAAUCCACAUGGGCCACUACGCCGGCACAAACAUCCACCAGCGGAUCAUGCAGCAUGCCACGGGCUCCGAACCGAAGUUUUCCUGUCUGCGCAAGAUCCCGCCCAUGAUCAGCAUCGCCCUGGGCCACACGGCCGUCUCGUAUACCCCGGACGACGGGGUCAAGGAGGGCAAGGAGCUGUUGAAAAUCAUGUUUGGAGAUGAUAUGGGGUAUAGCAUCUGUUGGAAUUAUAUGAAACUUGGAGAUGCGCCGGUAUAUUGA